This is a messenger RNA of Chara braunii, 1361 nucleotides long. Lineage: Eukaryota; Viridiplantae; Streptophyta; Charophyceae; Charales; Characeae. The record is from the annotation of a GenBank genome assembly.
GCCUGGAAGGUCCGGGUUCCGGGUCCGGAUUCGGUCCUAGUUUGGGUCCUGCAUAGCUAUGGUAUGUACUGUGGAGUUGUUGUUGCCACCAGAGGUUUACUGAGGAGGAGCAGGAGGAGAAGAAGAAGAAGAAGAAGCAGCAGCAGAAGCAGCAGCAGAAGCAGAAGCAGAAGCAGAAGCAGAAGCAGAAGCAGCAGCAGCAGAAGCAGCAGAAGCAGAAGCAGAAGCAGCGGCAGCAGCAGCAGAAGCAGAGGCAGAAGCAGCAGCAGACGCAGAAGCGCAGCAGCAGAAGCAGAAGCAGAAGCAGAAGCAGCAGCAGCAGCAAAAGAAGAAGAAGAAGAAGAAGAAGAAGAAGAAGCAGAAGCAGCAGAAGAAGAAGAAGCAGCAGCAGAAGAAGAAGAAGAAGCAGCAGCAGCAGAAGAAGAAGAAGAAGCAGCAGCAAAAGAAGAAGAAGAAGAAGAAGAAGAAGAAGAAGAAGAAGAAGAAGAAGAAGAAGAAGAAGAAGAAGCAGCAGCAAAAGAAGAAGAACAAGAAGAACAAGAAGAACAAGAAGAACAAGAAGCAGAAGCAGCAGCAGCAGAAGAAGAAGCAGAAGCAGCGGCAGUGGCAGCGAAAGAAGAAGCAGAAGCAGCAGCAGCAGAAGCAGAAGCAGAAGCAGCAGCAGCAGCACCAGCAGAAGAAGAAGAAGAAGAAGCAGCAGAAGCAGCAGCAGCGUAAGAAGAAGCAGAAGAAGAAGAAGAAGCAAAAGCAGAAGCAGCGGCAGAAGAAGCAGCAAAAGAAGCAGAAGAAGCAAAAGAAGCAGCAGAAGAAGAAGCAGAAGAAGCAAGAAGAAGCAAGAAGAAGCAGCAGCAGCAGCAGAAGCAGCAGACGCAAGAAGCAGCAGCAGCAGCAGAAGCAGCAGAAGCAGCAGAAGCAAGACGCAGCAGCAGAAGAAGAAGCAGCAAAAGCAGCAGCAGCAGAAGAAGAAGAAGUAGAAGCAGCAGCAGCAGCAGCAGCAGCAGCAGAAGAAGAAGAAGAAGAAGAAGAAGAAGAAGGAGCAGAAGAAGAAGAAGAAGAAGAAGAAGCAGAAGCAGAAGCAGAAGCAGAAGCAGCAGAAGAAGAAGAAGAAGAAGAAGAAGAAGAAGGAGCAGAAGAAGAAGAAGAAGAAGAAGAAGCAGAAGCAGAAGCAGAAAAAGCAGCAGCAGCAGAAGAAGAAGAAGCAGAAGAAGAAGAAGAAGAAGAAGAAGAAGAAGCAGAAGCAGAAGCAGAAGCAGCAACAGCAACAACAAAAGAAGAAGAAGAAGAAGAAGAAAAAGAAGCAGAAGCAGAGGAAGAAGCAUAAGUAGAAGCAGAAGCAGAAGCAAUAAAAGCAGAUGCAGAAG